Messenger RNA from Moesziomyces aphidis, 1371 nucleotides. The record is from the annotation of a GenBank genome assembly. Lineage: Eukaryota; Fungi; Basidiomycota; Ustilaginomycetes; Ustilaginales; Ustilaginaceae.
AUGGACGCACCGCUGCCGGACUACUAUCGUACGCUUGGAGUGGAGGCGCGCGCGUCAGCGUCCGAGAUCAAAGAGGCGUACAAGCGACGCUCGCUCAAGACGCAUCCGGAUCGAUUCCCCAACGCCACGCCUGCGGAGCGACAGCGGUAUACGCAAAAGUUCCAGACGCUCGCCGACGCGUACUACGUUCUUUCGGACACGCAGCGUCGACGCGAGUACGACGAGCUGCGCAGCUCGCGUCCGUCGUCCAACUCUUACUUUGGCAGUGGGGUGGAUUCGGACGACGACGAGGCAGCGUCCGAGUACAGCGAAAAGGAACAGAGCCACUCGGCCAACUUUUUCCAGUCGUUCUUCCCGGGCGCCUUCAAGCAGGAAGAGGGCCAAGAAGAGCAGAGCUACAACGCCAGCGACGACGCACGCAGGGGUAGCAGCCAGCCUGCAGCCGACGGCGUCUUUGCCAACGUAUUUGAGGAGCUGCUGCGACCCGAGGUGCACCGCGUGGCGCCUGUUUGGAAGUACGUUGGAGGAGCCUCUGGAACGGCGCUUGGAUUCAUCGUGGGCAACAUCCCCGGUGCGCUGGCAGGAGCGUUUGCAGGCAGCCAGUUGGGACGCAUCCGCGACGCCAAGGGCAAGAGUGUGGCCGAGGUGUUUAUGGGCCUGGGUGCAAGCCAGCGAGCGGAAGCCAAAAGGACGCGUGCGAAUGCGGAAGCAAGACAUUCGACACGCAUCUUUCCUGGAUACGACAAGCGACUGCCUGCAGCGGCGCAGGCGGUGGUGGAGCAGGCGCUGCUGGACAACGAUCUGGCGAAUGCGGAUGCCGACGACGCGCGCUGGAGGCAGCUGUACGACGAGCUGGACACGCUCAUCCACCGAUCUCGCGAGAUGCCAGCGCCAGAAACACCAAAGACGCACACGGGAAGCUUUCUCGACAACGAUGACGAAGGACAGUACGAAUGGGGAUCUGACAGCGACGACGAUUGCGAGGCGCAAGCGGUCAGCAGCCACGUGGAAGACGACGAAGCAAGGCAAGCGCAGGAGGCGUAUGCGCGCUCGAUCCUGCCCAAAGGCGACCUAGCGACGGCGGUGCAUCGUGCCGUAUCGGAGUCGCUCCACUCGAACAAGACCAAGGGCAAGGGCAAGGGCACAGGCAAAGGCAAAGGCAAGGCGACAGGCAGUGGAGGGGAAAGCGGUUUCGACUGGGAUCCGAGCUCGUUGGCGGCACUGACGAUGCUUUGCGAGGAGAUUGCACUGUCGCAGGCGGCGUUCAGUGCGCGUCGUAGCAUGUUUGCCAAGCAGGCGAGCAAAGGCAGCAAGAAGAAGCAGCGCCGGCUCGAGCAGCAGAGCCAAGCGCAGCCAGAGCAGUCUGAAUAG